AUGUCAAACAACCAGCCCCCUAUAACUUACCCUCCUGGCGCUGUACCAAUCAUUCGCCCGACCAUGGCUUCUCCCAGCAUUCCUACUGGCGCUCCUCCACAACCGGCUCUGGCCCCUGGCGUCUCUCUCGAUCUUCUGCAAGCACUUUCAGUACAAGGACCUCCUCCAAUUCAACGUCCUGUCUUUGCUGCUCCCAGGAAUGCCCCUAUGCCUGCUGGCUACCCGGCUCCCAUCUAUGUCAGCCCCACUUUGAUUCGUAUCAAACACAUGACAGAGACGUUCCACGCCGCUGCGACCAACGACCAGACGUUCUACAACAUCUACUGUAGUGUGAAAAGCGCUCAAAGCCACUACGCCGCAUAUCCAGACCUUGUAUUCUUCCUCAGACUCCAUCUCCAGGUCGGCUGGAUCGAUCUUCUUGAGCGUCACCAUCGUCAGCAUGAGAUCGAAGGAGACACUACUCGUCUGAUUAGCGAGCGCAAGGAGCUCAUCGGAUGGCUCGUCAAGCGAGACAAGACCCUCAAAUCUCGCGCUGGUCAAUACCUUGCUGAUCAGUUGGCCAAAUUUGCUCCACUCAACUUUGUCCCUAGCCAGGUUAGACACCUCAGCGCCCUCCUCGAUCACCUAUACGUGCUCGAGGACGAUCUCUUCUUUAAUCGUAAGGCGACCCCUGCACCAACCAGACAAGAGUACCGCAUUCAGGUUGUCACGUAUCUAAAAUACGAGGGAGGCGAUGCCCAGAUUGUCAAGGACGUCAACAUCUGGAAGAAGACUAGUUGGUCUGUGGUGCAGAACAUGCUGUCUAGCCUGACUCAGAACAUCCAGGCUGCUCAAUUCGCCUACAACUGCGGCUGGCAAGAGGGUGGCUACCACAGUAACUGGACUUACUGGGCUACUGAAAGCGGGGUUCCCGAGGGAUGGAGCUAUGAAUUGUGCUCUGAUGCUCACUUGGAGGAGAUGAAGGGAUUGUUGGAGCAGGGAAAGAAGAUCUACAUCAUGCACGUGGAGAUUGGAGAGAAUCUGCAGGUGGCAGAUGCCCUGGGCCUGGGGCUGGACCGCCCCUUGGAGUGCUGUGCCCCACUUCCUCCGGGCUACAGCUCCGUCAUCGUGGGAGAGUAUCCCAGCAAAAUGGAAUUCUCUCUCCUGAGCGGAGGCUCGGCAGGUGGCGGUCCGGCUCCNCCUAUGGAGCACAGGAANGGGCAAGGUUCGGUGCUGGCUUACCAGCACCAGGUCUGGCUGCGCAAGCAGAAACAGAAGAACCAGAAGGCCAGGGCCUUCGAGAUCAGAGGCAAGAAGGCCUGA
Molecule: messenger RNA, 1302 nt
Organism: Aureobasidium uvarum
Lineage: Eukaryota; Fungi; Ascomycota; Dothideomycetes; Dothideales; Saccotheciaceae
Source: the annotation of a GenBank genome assembly